Messenger RNA from Ustilago hordei, 1302 nucleotides. RefSeq names its product putative VPS74 - protein involved in protein-vacuolar targeting. The record is from RefSeq and is a predicted model, not a curated record. Gene Ontology annotation, cellular component: Golgi cisterna; cytosol; trans-Golgi network. Bases 1 to 1302 code for a protein of 433 amino acids. Lineage: Eukaryota; Fungi; Basidiomycota; Ustilaginomycetes; Ustilaginales; Ustilaginaceae. Gene Ontology annotation, molecular function: phosphatidylinositol-4-phosphate binding. Gene Ontology annotation, biological process: retrograde vesicle-mediated transport, Golgi to endoplasmic reticulum; Golgi to plasma membrane protein transport; Golgi organization. The transcript is spliced from 2 exons.
AUGGCUUCAACACAAGGUGGCCUGCAGAGGCGUCGAGGAGCUGGCGCUGCAACCUCAUCAGCGGGGCCGAGCACUUCUGCAGCACGUAUCGAUGAUGACGACUUCGCUUCGCGCAUCGCCUCGCCCGCAAACGCUGGCGCAUCUACACCCACCUCAUCGCGAAAUCCGGCUGGCAUUCCCGCUUCAGCCUAUGGCUCACGCUCAGCUACCGGCUCGGUGACAACAUACGACGAAUCGAUAGGGCAUCGCGUUGCUUACGAUCCGCGUGAUUUGAAUGACGAGAAGGAGAUUGUCGAGAACCCGCGUUUGACCCUUAUGGAAGAGAUCCUUCUCCUCGGCUUGAAAGAUAGACAAGGCUACCUCUCCUUCUGGAACGACAACAUCUCUUAUACCCUGCGCGGCUGCAUCCUGAUCGAGCUCGCGCUUCGUCGUAGGAUUGCAAUUACCAAAGAUCCAAUGCGAAAGAGGUUCGGCCUGACGGAGAGGGUGAUCGAUGUGAUUGAUGGGAAGAUGACUGGAGAGGUGUUGCUAGAUGAGGCGCUGAAGAUGAUGAAGGCAAGCGAUCCUAUGUCCGUCGGCCAAUGGGUUGAUCUCAUGAGUGGCGAGACAUGGAACGUCAUGAAGAUCGGAUACCAACUCAAACAAGUGCGCGAGCGUCUAGCAAAAGGUCUCGUCGACAAAGGCAUCCUCCGCACAGAGAAGCGCAACUUCCUCCUCUUUGAUAUGGCAACGCAUCCGCUCAACGAUUCCAGUGUCAAAGAUGCUGUCUUGCGGCGUGUCCUCGCCCUUCUCACAUCCACUUCACCUACCGUCCACGCCAACACAUUCUACAAAGAAGACUCUUGGUCCUCAGGGAGACCGGUCGCUCUCCGCGUAACACGUGCACUGUGUCUCCUUUGCUGCUCAUUUUCAGCUAACGUCCUGGAGAAUGCACUCAACCAUCUUUCGUACGAAGCAAGAGAAUCAGCCUUCCAAAAAGCAGAUGACAUUUUGGAGGAGUUUGCAAAUUGGCCGAUGGCGCCAAGUUCAGGACUGGCAAGUGGAGGUGUCGGUGGUGGAUCAGGGGGUGUGCCGACUUCGAUCUCGUCGAAUGGGCCAAAGGGGAAAGCAAACGGUGGGGCGAGAAUUGGUGAAGGAUCUAUGAUCAAGGAGCGAUCCUACGAUGAAGGGAAUGUGGGAGCUUCAGUGCCAGAGCUGGCGAAAGCAUUGCAGAAGGAGCUGGAACAGGAGGGAGAUGCGUUUAUGUUUGAAUGCAUUGCUGCUGUUUUGAGCGUACUCAGUAGAAUGGACUCGCUGCUAUAG